Messenger RNA from Lecanosticta acicola, 396 nucleotides. Lineage: Eukaryota; Fungi; Ascomycota; Dothideomycetes; Mycosphaerellales; Mycosphaerellaceae. The record is from the annotation of a GenBank genome assembly.
AUGGUCUUCGGGAAAGCGAUACUGGUCGUCACCAGCCUGUCAGCUGGCCAUAAGAACAAAGACGCCGCCAAGUUCCCCACCGCCGAAGAAGCCCGGCAGGCGUUCGUGAAGGAGCAUCGAAAGAACGACAGCCAAACGUGCCCACAAAAUCGCAAGUCGGCAUCGUCAUACUAUCGAUCUGAUGGAGCUACUACCCACAAUCGUUCUGGAGUAUCUGAAGCCGACUCUGCCGAGCGUAACGAGCUGCCUGCCCAUUCCAAGGCCGAACUGCCCGGCGACCAUCCUGCGUCUGUCAGAAAGACGGGCACUUUGGCGGAGCUACCUGCCGGCGACAUACGUGCAGAGUUGCCCACGAAAGAGCGCCUUGUAGAGCUUUCGGGCGAGCCAAAGCGAUGA